ACUCGUGUUCUCUUGGGCUCUGGCUUUUAAGUGAACUCAAGGCUAGAGAUUUUGAACUCCUAGUCCUGGGCUUCGGCUCUAUGGGUUCUGGGCACCCAGGUGCCAGGAUCAGACUGUAGAAAAGGUCCAGCCUCUGGCUUCAGUGAAGGCCCUGAGCUUUACUCAGGUUGAGUAAGCCCCAGAGAGGGCUCCACACUCUUGGCUCUCUGACAGUGGAGUGGUUUCUGGGCUCUGGCUGUAGAGUGAGGCCUAUAUAGUCCAGUUCCUGCCUAAGGAUCCUGGGGCAGUGUUUGGGGCUGGCCUGGGUCUAGAGACAGGGGUAAGCAGACAGGUGUUUCUUGCUGCAGGAUGGGACUACUUUUGUGCUCAUCUUUGGUCAACUCUGCCUUCUCUCCUGACGGCCAGAGGCUGUGAGCAGCCUCUGAGGAUGGCUGUGUGUACGGCUGGGCAACCCAGAGCGGGCAGCUGCUGUGUAGGCUGGGUGGCCACCCAGGCCUUGCUGUGUCCUGUGCCACUUUGUCCCCUCCCUGACCUGGUGCCUGUAGGUCACCAGCGGAGUGUGGAGACAGCCAGCUUUAGCCCUGACUCCAAGCAGCUGGCAUCAGGUGGCAGGGACAAGCACGUGAUGCUCUGGGAAGUACAGUCUGGCCAGAUGCUGCACCACUUAGCAGGGCACCAAGACACCUUCCAGAGCAGUGACUUUACACCCAGCUCAGACUGCCUGCCUAGGGCCCAGGCUGGCCAGUCCAUGCUCAUAGCAGAUGUCUGCAAGCCACUGGCUCCUGUGACCCCACCAAUCUUCCACCAGGAGUUGGAGGGCAACAGUGGCAACAUCAGCUGCCUGUGCCUCUCAGCCUCUGGCCUUCUGGCAUCCGGCUCCUGGGACAAGACCAUCCUCAUCUGGAAGCCCUCAACCAGAAGCCUACUUGUCCAGCUUAAGGGCCACAUCACCUGGGUGAAGAGCACAGGUUUCUCCCUCGAGCUACAGCUGGCCAGUGCUGGUUAUUCCCACAUGGUCAAAGUCUGGGACUGCAGCACAGGAAAGUGCACUGAGACCCUGAGAGGAGUCCUGGAUGUGGCCCACGCCUGUGCCUCCACCCCAGAUGGGAAACUCCUGGUGUCUGGAGCUGCUGACAAGGCAAGACACCAAAUCCACCACUCAGAUCACCCAGGGCCUUUUGAAUGUAACAUCACCACAAACAGCUCUCACACCUCACCCCCUGCCUCUCCCUGCCCAGGAUGCACAGGGCCUGGAGUAAUGAUUGUGUGAGAGGACAGGGCAGUUCCACACCACAGACCCAAAGUAACCAUCACAGAGUCCAACGGAUCCUGUGGCCAGGACUGUCGUGGCUCCACA
Manis pentadactyla (Chinese pangolin) is the source of this 1357-nucleotide messenger RNA. It is a transcript of the gene WDR38, whose product is annotated as WD repeat domain 38. The record is from RefSeq and is a predicted model, not a curated record. Bases 428 to 1270 code for a protein of 280 amino acids. The transcript has 7 exons. Gene Ontology annotation, molecular function: protein binding. Lineage: Eukaryota; Metazoa; Chordata; Mammalia; Pholidota; Manidae.